AUGGUUCAUGGCAGUGACCGGAAAGAACUGCAAAACUUAAACGAACUGGUUGAAGAUUUGAAGGACUUGUAUUUGUCUCCAUCUUUUCAGAAGUUUCACCCUCUUGGAGAAGACAUUGAUAUAAUUUUUGACUUGGCUACAACCUUCACUGAUGGAAUAUUGUGGAAAAAAGAUAACAAGAAUCGCAAGGAAGAUCAGCUGACAAUACGGAGCCUUCUGGAUCAGCUAGCAAACCCUUGUAUUAUUGAAGGUGAGGCGGGCAAAGGAAAGACAACAUUUCUUAAAAGAAUUGCUGCACUAUGGGCUUCUGAUCAGUACCCUUCAUUACGUAAUUUUAAGCUGGUAUUUUUUGUAAGCCUAAACAGAGUAGAAGUUGGGUUAUAUGAAACAAUCUGUGAGCAACUUUUGAGAAUACCAUACAAAAUGAAAAAAAAGUCCUUCAUGGCAUUACUACUGAAGUUGAAACAAGAAGUGCUAUUCUUACUUGAUGGGUAUGAUGAGUUUGAUCCCAAAAGCUGUUCUGAAAUUGAAGCACUGAUCAAGAAAAAUCACCAGUUCAAGAACACUGUAAUUGUGACUACAAGGACUGAGUCAGUCCGUAUGGUUCGGCAGUUUGGUCGAUUGACUGCUGAAAUGGGAGAUCUGAGUGAAAAGAGUGCAAGGCUGCUGAUUCAAAAUGUCUUGGAUUACGAGCUCGCAGAUAGUUUACUUAAGCAGCUGGAUGAGUCAAGCACAAUGAAGGAGCUGAUGAAAACGCCGCUGUUUGUUGUAAUUGCUUGUGCUAUUCGUAUGGGGGAAAGUAAUUUCAUCCCAAACACUCAGACAGCACUGUUCUGUACACUUUAUGAUUUGAUGGUAGAAAAAAAUAAAUAUAAGACAAAAGGCCUUGCAUCGUUAGAUAUCGCAAAGAGUAUAAAACGCUGUGGUGACUUAGCUCUUGAUGGUGUAUUUAAUCAGAGAUAUGCUUAUCAGCAGGAGGAGUUGUCUGACGUGAGAGAAGAAGUUCUGCUGUCUGCAGGGCUUUUGAAUAAGUACACAGCCCAACAGCUGAGGCCUGUCUAUAGGUUUUUUCAUAAAUCUUUUCAAGAGUAUGUAGCAGGCAGGAGACUUCAUGAACUGUUAAACUCCAGCAGUGAAGAAGACAUCUCUAGAGGGCAUCGAUUUCUGGAGAAAAUAUCAAGUUUGUCAGCAGCCAUGGAUAAAUAUCGCAACCUUCUGUUAUAUACAUGUGGCUCUUCUGUACCUGCAGCAAAAGAUGUGGUAAAGCAUUUAACAAAGUUGUAUCAGCAAGAUAGCACCAUGCUUCUUGUGCCAUCAAUGCAGCCAUGGCCUGCAAGCAGUGAAGCCACAGAGAAUGUUGAUACUGUAGUACAACAAGAGCUGCUUAAGACACAAGUGGAGCAUUUUGUAGAGUGCGGAAUUAUUUUCUUUUAUGAGAGUUGCUCCAAAUCUGCUUUACGUAAGGAGUUUGGAGAUUUUUUCAAAAAUAAAAGACUUUAUAUUAAUACACAGAGUAUACCAAGUUACCUUUUUGACUUUUUCGAGUACUUGCCCAAUUGUCUGACUGCGCUGGACCUUAUUAAACUCUCUUUUGUUUGGCAAAGCCAGGCAUCUUCCAUGACUGAAGAAGGUGUUAGUGGUGAAACUCAAACACCUCCAAAAACUCAGGUCUAUAUACCAGAAAAAGCUGUUGAAUUGUUUUUUGACUGGAACCAGGAGAUUAACACUUUAGACAUCACACUAGAAGGAUUUAAGAAAUUAACUCGAAAGGACAUAAAGUAUCUUGGGAAGAUCUGCUGCUCUUCCUCAAAUCUCCAGCUUCACAUAAAGAAAAGUGAAGGCACUACAGGGGAGCUGCAAAAUAUUCUUGAUACAUUUAAAAACAUGCAAGACCUUAGUGUUGAAUCAACACCGCUGACAAUAAAAGAUGAGCAGCAUAUUGUUAAAAUGAACAGACUGAAAACAUUAUAUAUUUCUGAUCUACAAACUGAACGUCCAGAAGGUGGACUUAUUGAUGGCAUGUGGCAGCUAUCCAACAUUGAGAAACUAACAUUGGACAAUGUAAAUAUGACUGAAAAUGAUGCAAGAACAUUAGCUGAGAACCUGAAAAACCUGAAGAAUCUCACUUUGCUCUGCCUGGCCCGCUUGAAAUGCAUUGGUAAUGGAAUGGAAAGUAUUGUGGAAGUUAUAACGAACUCAAAAAAUCAAAGACUCAAAGAAAUUAAAUUGAUUGACUGCAGUCUGACAGGAACAGCUAUGAAAAUAUUAGCUGACAACCUGUGCAGUUUGCCAGAGCUCCAGUUACUUGAUUUAUCUGAAAAUGAUUUGGCUGAGGUAGCCACUGAUUGUGUUCACCAUUUAGCAAAAAGUUUACCUGUCUUGAAACACUUAAUGAUAUUGAUGUUGCCAUGGGGGCUGAUGGUAAGAAACUCCCUUGAUGUACUGCUGCAGAAUCUUAUGCACACAGAACACUUGGAAAUACUUGGGUUGCAGAGAUGGAGCCUAACAGAUGCUGAUGUAAUAAAGCUUGAUUGUUUGCUACAAAACACAUCUAUUCAGCAUUUGGACAUAUCAGAUAACUGUAUAAGCAGUGAUGGUUUGAUUGUUUUCAUUGGUUUUUUGAAGAACAAACAGCAUCUGAAAUUUAUUGAUAUCAGCAGCAGAGAAAAUUUUCAGCCUGAUCCAAAAUUGGUUAUGGAAAUAUGUCAGUUAAUUAAUAAGCUUGGCUCGUUACAAGAAAUCAGAAUGAGAAAAUGGCAGUUUGACGAGCAUGACUUGAAUUCUCUUAGUGAUGCCAAGGCAAAACGUGGUAACAAGUGUCUCUUAAAAUUUUAAACCAAGGAUGCCUUAUCAGCUUAAUAGUAAUUCUUAGAACUAUGCAGAUAUGAAUAUUUAAACAGCAGUGUGUAAUAGAUGCAUAAAAUUGUGUCAUCCACAGGAUACUGUCUGCAAAAUACUUGAGAUAAUACUAAGUGUAUCUGGUCAGCCAGGGAGUGGAUCACUUUGCACUGGAUUCCUGCUUCCUGGUGCAAAACAUAUUUCUUAAACUGUGAAAUUAUCAAACCUGUGGAAAUAAUUGAUGUCAUACAGGAUAAGUUUUAUACAAUAUUGUUAGACAAAGUUGUUUUAGUCUGUUUCAUAAGUGUGUUGUGUCUGUUUUGUGUGUGUCACUAGAUAUUGCAACAUGUAUUCAAAAUGUACUUUCACAUUUCAGAAAAGCCUUUUAAAGUUAUCUAUACAUUUCACACUGUUUUCACUUUUUCCUUUGCUGCUAGGGAAAUCAGAAUGGGGAACAGUUUACCAUUUCUAAACACACUGGUGGGUGUAUGACAGCAGGAUGAUGGAGGACACUACUGUGUGUCAUUACACUUAGGUAACUACUUUUGCUUAUUUCUAGAAUAGGUAAACCUAAUUCUGACCUAUGGAGCACUGAUAACAC
This is a messenger RNA of Protopterus annectens (West African lungfish), 3439 nucleotides long. Its product is annotated as NLR family CARD domain-containing protein 4-like. The record is from RefSeq and is a predicted model, not a curated record. The transcript has 7 exons. Gene Ontology annotation, biological process: defense response to bacterium; detection of bacterium. The coding region runs from base 1 to 2835 and encodes 944 amino acids. Lineage: Eukaryota; Metazoa; Chordata; Ceratodontiformes; Protopteridae.